CAUGCGCUCCGCCGCCUUCCGCGCGGCGGCCGAGCGGGCGAGCGCGAGCGGCCGGGCCCGGCGGCCGAGCGGGAGGAGGGCGCCGCGCCACCGCCGCCGCCGCCGCCGCGGGAGCCGCCGCCGCUGGGGGCACACAAGGGCCGCGGCGGCGCGGCGCCGGGCUGGGCCGCGCUGGUGCCGCCGGGCGCGGGGGAUGCCAGCGGCCGGCCGCGCUGCCAGGCGGGGCCGCCGGGGCACAGCGCCGCCGCCGCCAAGGAGAGCCCCGGCCCCGGCCCCGGCCCCGCCGCCGAGCCCGGGUGGCGGAGGCGGCGCGCGGCGGGCGCCAUGGGCGCCGGUGGCGGCGCGCCGGGCCAGGCCGCCUGCCUGCGGCAGAUCCUGCUGCUGCAGCUGGACCUCAUCGAGCAGCAGCAGCAGCUCCAGGCCAAGGAGAAGGAGAGCGAGGAGCUCAAGGCCGAGCGCGACACGCUCCUGGCGCGCAUCGAGCGCAUGGAAAGGCGGGUGCAGCUGGUGAAGAAGGACACCGAGCGGGAGAAGCACCGGCUCUUCCAGGGCUUCGAGGCGGACGAGAAGGCCGAGGCGGAGGCGUGCGAGAAGCUGCCGCUGGAGUGUCCGCAGGAGCUGCUGGAGCCCGCGCCCGCCCUGCCGCCCAAGCACUUCCCCUACGGCCGCAACGGGAAGGGCCACAAGAGGAAGCCGGCGUUCGGCAGCGCCGAGCGGAAGACGCCCGUGAAGAAGCUGGUGUCGGAGUUCUCCAAGGUGAAGAGCAAAGGCCUGAAGCACUCUCCGGGCAAGGAGGAGUCGAGCGGCUCGCUGCCCGAGACUGUUUGCAAACGCGAACUGCGGAGCCAAGAGACUCCCGAAAAGAGCCGGGCGCCGCUGGACGCCCCGCUGCGGCCCUCCGCCCCGCUCAAGGGCCCCGGCGCCCCCCCCAAGGAGAAGGGCCUCUGCGGCGACGCCGAGGACCUGCCCUACCUUGCCACCACGGAGAUGUACCUGUGCCGCUGGCACCAGCCGCCCCCGUCGCCGCUGCCGCUGCGAGAGCCCUCCCCGAAGAAGGAGGAGACCGUAGCGAUCCCGUCGUGGAGGGACCAUGUCGUGGAGCCCCUGAGGGACCCCAACCCCUCCGACCUGCUGGAGAACCUGGACGACAGCGUGUUCUCCAAGCGGCACGCGAAGCUGGAGCUGGAUGAGAAGAGGAGGAAAAGGUGGGACAUCCAGAGGAUCAGGGAACAGCGAAUCCUACAGCGGCUGCAGCUCCGGAUGUACAAGAGGAAAGGAAUCCAGGAGUCGGAGCCCGAAGUUACCUCAUUUUUCCCUGAGCCAGAUGACGUGGAGAGCUUGCUGAUCACCCCCUACCUGCCCGUCGUCGCCUUCGGCCGGCCGCUACCAAAACUGACUCCGCAGAAUUUCGAGCUGCCCUGGCUGGACGAGCGGAGCCGCUGCCGGCUGGAGAUGCAGAAGAAGCAGACGCCUCACCGGACGUGCCGGAAAUAGCCGGGCCCACGGCGCUGGGGCGCGGGCCCUGCCCUCCUGUGCCGCCCCGGCGCGGGCGGCUUCCUUCCCUCCGUGCGCCCGUUCCGUUCUCUUGGGUUCUUCGACGUUUUCACAGACUCUUUCCCCAACCGACUGCUUUGAGCUGGGGCUGUUCUGGUUUUAUUCCUCCUCCCUCGACAGCAGGUUCUCCGGCGUUACCCGCAGCCGCGGGGCCCGGAGCAGCCUUGGAGCCGCCCCGGGGGGGCAUGUGGCCCCCUUGUUCCCCCCCCCCCCCCAACCCCCCCCGGCCGCCGACCCUCCUCCAGGCAGCCGGACCACGGCAGUGGGGCUGGAGCGCAGGAAUGGCCGGAGCCGGCGGCCGUGCACCGCCCCCCCCGCUCGGCCGGGCUGCCGCCGCGGCGAGGCUUUUGCCAGCUAACGUCUCCUUUUUCCUUUUUUCCUUUUUUUUGUUGUUGUUGUUUUUGUUUCUCCCGCCCCCUCUGGAAUGGCUGUGACAGGCUCGGAGGGGGGAGCUGAAAAAACAAAACAAAAAGCAAAACUUUUUUUUGUGAAAUAGAAAUUCUAUACGCACAACUUCGGUUCUUUUUUUUCCUUUUUCUUUUUUAAUUUAAGUGUCGUGGGGACGGCACUGGCCGGAGCCCCGGGGGGGUCUGGCCCCCCUCCCUCGCGAGGGCCGUUCCCGGGGGCUGCGGUGAGCAUGGUCGCAUGUGUCCUCCCCGCGUUCCUGCGCGCGGAGCCGAAACAUUAAAGGAGCAAAACGUGA
Molecule: messenger RNA, 2257 nt
Organism: Dromaius novaehollandiae (emu)
Lineage: Eukaryota; Metazoa; Chordata; Aves; Casuariiformes; Dromaiidae
Gene: MSL1
Product: MSL complex subunit 1
Exons: 8
Coding region: 325-1494 (389 amino acids)
Cellular component (GO): MSL complex
Molecular function (GO): chromatin binding
Source: RefSeq, a predicted model, not a curated record